Loxodonta africana (African savanna elephant) is the source of this 3627-nucleotide messenger RNA. Its product is annotated as heat shock transcription factor, X-linked member 3-like. Gene Ontology annotation, biological process: regulation of DNA-templated transcription. Gene Ontology annotation, molecular function: sequence-specific DNA binding; DNA-binding transcription factor activity. The transcript is spliced from 2 exons. The record is from RefSeq and is a predicted model, not a curated record. Lineage: Eukaryota; Metazoa; Chordata; Mammalia; Proboscidea; Elephantidae. Bases 1990 to 3075 code for a protein of 361 amino acids.
CGUCGAAUCCUGUCCUGAUCCAAAGUUGGCUUCCAGAGAGAUUUUGGAUGAGCAUGGUGGCCGAGACACGAGCCAAGAAGCCUCUCGCGGGCCAUCCUGGGUUGUGGAGUGGAGGCAUGGUGAAGGCUGAGAGGCCUUGGCAGUGAAAUGUACCUUGAGAGAUUCUCUCUCCAAGCCCUCUUGGUACCCUCUUUUAGAAACUAAGUAGGAGUGAGUAAUACUCACUGCAGAGCUGGGACAGGAACCAGGGGCCCUUCACUCCGGGGCCUUGCAGCCGCACUCCCUCCCUAGAAAGUGAAUAUUGAGAACAAAUUGUCCACAAAGGCCAGGGAGCAUGUAUCACCAAACACACUGCAGAACCACGUCACCUGGGGCCUAUGAGGAUUUGCCCUUGGGUUUUGUACCCGCACUCUCUUUCGGUGUUUCCCCUAGGCUCAUAUACACAUUGGUGGGGAUUUUCACAUUGGCUUCCCUUAGUCCCGUCUAGCUAAGAAUGUGGAAACCCCGUUGGUGUAGUGGUUAAGUGAUAGGGCUGCUAAUCAAAAGGAUGGCAGUUCAAAUCCACCAGUCGCUCCUUGAAAACUCUAUGGGGCAGUUCUACUCUGUCCUGUAGGGUAGCUAUGAGUCAGAAUGGACUUGAAGGCAACAGGAGUGGUUUGGUUGGUUUUAGGUAAGCAUGUAGGAAUGCCCGUGGGUCUGAGUUUGUGUACAGUAGACGUUGUGAAAAGCAUCUGACACACAGCAAACAAGAUCAUUGCACGUACACCCUGCAAUCAUGGGAAUGGCAGAGGAGGACUCGGAGAGGGGUGGACGAGCUCUCGGGGUAGGGAGAACGGGGCUGGCAAGUUGGCGCAUAGUACACUGAACCUCAAAUCAGGUCACUGAAAGAGGAAGUCCCAAAGGAGACCCAGAGUGGACGUGGCGCAUCACACACUCAAACUCAAAUCAGGUCACUGAAAGAGGAAGUCCCAAAGGAGACCCAGAGUGGACGUGGGAGGGGAGAAAUGUGGGUGGAAAGCCCAGUCACAACGCCUCCUGAAGGAAGGGGCUGCAGCUUUAGAGACAGAGCCAAGGCGGCCACUGAGAGGAAGUGUUUGGGGCAGGGGAUGUGGAAGGGGCAGUCAAACACAGGUACUCCUUAAAUGGGUGGGCCUUGGGCCACAGGAACAGUAUCCUUGGGGAAGAAAUGGUAAUGAUCAGACAACCUGCUGCCAUCUGCAGUGGGACGAGUCUUGGAGCUGAGGCGACUCAACGGGAGACUCCAAGUGCAACACACACUGUGGGUAUCCAGUCAUGGAGCCUACGGUGCUUUGGGAGCAACCCGCUGCGCUCAGGCUGGUGCUGCAUGGGGACAUUUUGACAGAGUGGCAGUAAAACAGGACUUUUUCCUGAGUGGUGCCAGCCAACUGGCAAGGGCAGCUGGAAGGGGGAGCCCACAACAGGAAAGAGGGGUACAGGGCACGUGGUGGAGAAUAGGCCAACUAGCCGCUAGCAACUGCCACCUUCUGGGAGCUACAGAGACACCAGGGAACCCUGCAACCCAGGUAUACUUGGAGGUGCCAAGCUAGGACUAACCAAGGGCUGGCCUUCUCAGCCUCCCCUGUUUUGAAGGUGGGGUGGAGAUGGGUUCGUGCUUUCUUUACUCAUCUAGGGUCUGGCCCCACGAAAACAAUGUGCCUGUCAGUAGGUGGGGGGCUUUUCUGGGAAUUUGAACUCAGUCUUUCCACACUUUGAAAAAAGAAGAAAUUGGUCCCUGCCACCCGGCCCCUCCCCCACUUGGCCAGGGCUGCCUGUCCCUGAGUGCCCAUGAGCCUGCUUUGUGACAUCACAGGACGAUGACCUCAGCAGCCAGUUACCUCACCACGGAGACUCUAGAACAGUGUGGGCACUAUUUACUGGGCAUCCCCGCUCUGACCAAAGGCAUUGGUGACUGGAUCCGACAGUGGUACGGUCUUGGGUACGAAGUGCUCCUGAUGCUAGCUUAGUUCCAUGGCGGCUCAGGGUUGUAGAAAGAGAUACAAAGUCAACCUGGCCCCAUCUGUUGGUGACAAGCCAGAAGGAGGGGUCCCGUCGAAUCCUGUCCCUGAGCCAAAGCUGGCUUCCGGGGAGAUUUUGGACGAGCAUGGUGGCCGAGACACGAGCGAAGACGCAGGCUCCCCGGACAAGCUGGAACCAGAGGGCCCAACACCAGGCGCAGCUGUCCGGGUAGAAGAGAGUGACGCUCUCCAGCUCGCCUUCCCAAGGAAGCUGUGGAUGAUCGUGGAGAACGACGCGUUCAAGUCCGUGCGCUGGAGCGACAGCGGGAACACGGUGAUCAUCGAGAAGGACCUCUUCCAGAGGGAAGUCCUUCGCCGCAGAGGUGCAGAGAGAAUUUUUGAAACGGACAGCUUAAAGGCUUUCAAUCGACAGCUUAACCUCCACGGCUUCAUCAAAAUCCGCCCCAGCAAGGCUCUGCGGAAGACAAAAGUGAUGGUCUACCGCAACUGCAACUUUAAGAGGGACCAGCCUCUGCUCCUCCAAAACAUCAAGAGACGACGCCAAGCCGAGGGCAGCGCUCAGCCAGCCAAGGCGCCCACCCUGCCUGCCCCCGCGGCCCCGCUUCCCAAGAGGAAGAAGCUGGCAGCGACCAGACACUCGGCUCGAAUCCAGCAGAAGAACGCCAUUAAGGAAAGCAAGGAGGCGUCCCCGAAGAACCCUCCCGACGUCCUGGGGCCCAGCCCCACCCCGUCCGUCAGGUCCUCUAGUAUCUCGUCGGUGAGCAGUGUGGCCGAGGCCUCCAUGGAGCAGCCUCCCCUCGCCCAGUGCAGCGUGCCCAGCUGGGAGAGCACCUCUCACCGUGACAUGUUCGAGCCCCAGGUCAGCGCCGGGAUGGUGGGGGAGGGGGAGCCGCUCACCGAGCCUGGGGGCUACUCUGAUCCGUCCUCAGUCAUGACCCUGUACAAUGCCUGCUACUCCAUCCUGCUGGCAGGCCUGUCGGUCAUGGCUCCCGAGGAACCCUCCGACCCCCAGGGGGACAGCCCCUCGGACUACCACUGUUCCAUCUGCGAACAGUUCAGGGAUGAGCAGGCACCGUAGGCCCCCAGGCCCUGGUCAGGAGAGCCAUUUUCUAACCAGGAACCUAUUUUCGGCUUUCGUAAGGGUAAAUAAAUGACCUAAUGAGAACUGCCAGUCUGUGUUGUCUCUAGCCCUCCACACUAAAGGCGUCUCAUCGGUGGAAGCAGGAGGCUGACAGUCAUCUCCAGCUGGGCCCUGGACCGCGCUGCUGACCGUUUCCUUUCCAGCGGCAGCAUCUUCACACUUAGCACAGGGUUCUGCAGGGAGUGGGGAGGGCCAGUUCGAAGCUCUGGUCACUGAGCUCCGCCUGCUGAGCAGGUGACAAGCCAGACUUGCUGCUGCCUCACAAGGGUGUCAGCUGACACCAUUGAUGUCCUGGAAGUGGCAGUCUUUGGAUCAUGGGUCCCCUGAGUUUCUGGCCUGCAGCUGAGUGUCCCUAGCUCCAAAGAGGGCCCCUGAAACCAGGGCCACCCCAUCUGCCAAGGGUCACACUAGCACGUCAUUGUGGCUCAGGAGAGCUGGGUUGUUGCAGCCAAGGCCAGGGGCAAACAGCCUCUCACCCUCAUAGACAAU